Pyrgilauda ruficollis (rufous-necked snowfinch) is the source of this 1239-nucleotide messenger RNA. It is a transcript of the gene USF1, whose product is annotated as upstream transcription factor 1. Bases 8 to 1213 code for a protein of 401 amino acids. Gene Ontology annotation, molecular function: DNA-binding transcription factor activity, RNA polymerase II-specific; protein dimerization activity; RNA polymerase II cis-regulatory region sequence-specific DNA binding. NCBI's taxonomy places the organism in Eukaryota, Metazoa, Chordata, Aves, Passeriformes, Passeridae. The record is from RefSeq and is a predicted model, not a curated record. The transcript has 12 exons. Gene Ontology annotation, biological process: regulation of transcription by RNA polymerase II.
CGUGCGCAUGUGCGGGGCCCAUGGCGAGACAAGGGGCCGAAGGCGCGCAGGGCCCGAGGCCGAGAGGGCUCUGAAGGCCGUCAGGCUGCUCCGCUCCCGCCCCGCUGAUGCCCGAGGGAGCCGAGCCAUGAAGGGGCAGCAAAAAGCAGCUGAGACCGAGGAGGGGACGGUGCAGAUCCAGGAAGGUGAGGGGGGACCCCAAAAUUGGGGUGAUGUACUGGGUGAUCAGGUGGUGACACGGGGUGGCUCUGGGGGUCUCUGUGUCACACCUGUCUGCUGUCCCCCCUGUCCCCAGGUGAUGUACCGGGUGAUCCAGGUGGCUGACGGGCAGCUGGACGCGCAGACCGAGGGCACCAGCGCCAUCAGCGGCUACCCGGCCACACAGUCCAUGACACAGGUGCGUCACCUGGCCACGCCCACUGCCACACCCACUGUCCCCACCCUGCCUGUGCCCUGCCCAGUCCGUGGCCCAGGCCGUGACACAGGUGUGUCACCUGGCCACGCCCACUGCCACACCCCCUUGCCACACCCUGGGCCUCACCUGUGCCCCACCCAGUCCAUGGCCCAGGUGAUGUACCGGGUGAUCCAGGUGGCUGACGGGCAGCUGGACGCGCAGACCGAGGGCACCAGCGCCAUCAGCGGCUACCCGGCCACACAGUCCAUGACACAGGCCGUGACACAGGUGUGUCACCUGGCCACGCCCACUGCCACACCCCCCGUGACACCUGUGCCCUGCCCAGGCCGUGACACAGGGCAGUUUUUCGUGAUGAUGUCACCACAGGAGGUGCUCCCGGGGGGGGCCCAGCGCUCCAUCGCCCCCCGCGCACACCCCUACUCCCCGAAGUCGGAGGCUCCCCGAGCCACGCGGGACGAGAAGCGCCGGGCACAGCACAACGAAGUGGAGCGCCGGCGCCGGGACAAGAUCAACAACUGGAUCGUGCAGCUGUCCAAGAUCAUCCCCGACUGCUCCAUGGAGAACACCAAAUCCGGACAGAGCAAGGGCGGGAUCCUGUCCAAGGCCUGCGACUACAUCCAGGAGCUGCGGCAGAGCAACCUGCGGCUGAGCGAGGAGCUGCAGGGCCUGGACCAGCUGCAGAUGGACAACGAGGUGCUGCGCCAGCAGGUGGAGGAGCUCAAGAACAAGAACCUGCUGCUGCGGGCGCAGCUGCGCCAGCACGGGCUGGAGAUCGUCAUCAAAAACGACACCCACUGACCCCAAAAACCCCGAAAUCCACCCCA